Owenia fusiformis is the source of this 1050-nucleotide messenger RNA. Lineage: Eukaryota; Metazoa; Annelida; Polychaeta; Sabellida; Oweniidae. The record is from the annotation of a GenBank genome assembly.
AUGGUAGACGACAAGAUUUACAAAGCAGUUUGCGAAUUGAAUGGCCACAGUCCAUCUACCCCGUCUCCUACAUCUGAAAGAGUAGACUAUUACCAAAAAGCAGUUAAACCCGGUCCACCUGGUAGACCUGUCGUAUCUGUGCUCAACGACACAGCUAAUGUCACCUGGACACCACCCCAAGAUGACGGGGGCGCAAAGGUCACCAGCUACAACAUUGAGAUGCGUCGUUCCGACAAUUACAAUAACACUUGGAAGCUCGUGAACACGGACAUGUGUGUUCUCGGGACAAGUUACUUGUUGGAAGGUCUAACAUCAUUUGUGAAUUAUGAAGUGCGCAUCGUAGCAACGAAUGAGGUCGGGACUGGGGAACCAUCGCAACCAUCAGAGAUCUUCAGAAUCGUAACAGUAGUAAAAAGUAACCCAAUUGUUGCAAAGAGACAGCUGCAGUCAAGCUAUAUAUGGGAUCUCGCAGUAACAUCAAGUGCACAUAUUGUGGUUAUAAGUGGGAGCAACACAAAGAUAUAUGCCAGUGAUUAUAGUCUCAUCAAAGAUAUCGGCGAAAGAUUCUAUCGUGUUACAGUUGCAAGUGAUGGUCAACUAGUAUUCACUGAUGGGUCUAGCACAAUCUACUUCUAUACAGCAGACGGCAAUUAUAUACGCGACAUAACAGUUACAGGGUCUUCAUAUCGACUAUAUGGUAUUACUACACUAUCUACUGGUCAGUUGGUUGUCUGCGAUCGCAACACAUCUAGCGUGUAUAUUGUUGAACAAGAUACAGGGAAUGCAACACCACUCUCUGCUCCUGGUACGUUUAGCAAUCCUUACUAUGUGACAACGAACAGCAAAGUAGUAGUUAUAGUGAGUGACCGUGACGGACUUUCUAUAAAGGGAUUGGACCAGGAUGGCCAAGUACUCUUCACUUAUGGUACAUAUGGAUCAGGGGAGGGGCAGUUGAAAUAUCCCCGUGGUGUCGACACAGAUAAGGAGGACUACAUUGUGGUAGCAGACCACGAGAAUAAGUCCAAACCCGAUGACAGAAAUGAGAGUUAG